AUGUACUCGCGGAAGUCCUGGGGCGGCAGCAUGGAUCCGUUCGUCCUCACAAAAUUCAUCAAACCAAAGGACGUCAAGAAGCAGGAUGACCCGCUACGCAACUACAUCUGCGACCAAGCAGCCAAGAAGGCCGGCCAAUGCGAGAAGAUUGGAUCCUUCAUACUCUCCGAGAAUGCCACGGAGGUCUCCAAAUCACAGAUCAUCUCUGAAGCGAUACACCUCAGCGACCCAGCCGCGGUCAGCUACUCUGUCAAGAAGACCGGCUACUACUGUGUCGGCACAUACGCAUUCAGCGACAAGAACUACAAAGGCGUUGUCGAAUUUCGAAAUGCCUACGGCGAGCUCGCAGCUGCUCAAAUUGCCAAACUACCCUUCUACGCCGCCAUCACCAUCGUCUACGCUUUCGUCGCAAUAGCAUGGGGUGCGCUGUACUGGUUGAAUCGCCACGAUAUCCUCGCUGUCCAGAACUACAUCACCGCGAUUCUGGUCUUCCUCGUGGUCGAGAUGUUCAUGACUUGGCUCUUCUACGACUUCCAGAACCGACACGGUCUCAACGCAGGAGCUAAGGCACUCCUCGUGGUCGUCUCAAUCCUUAGCGCGGGCCGCAACAGCUUCUCCUUCUUCCUGCUCCUCAUCGUCUGUAUGGGCUAUGGUGUUGUCAAGCCUACCUUAGGCAAGACUAUGAUUUACGUCCGCUGGCUGGCGCUCGCACACUUCGUCUUCGGCGUCAUCUAUGCUGUCGCCUCCCUCUCCGUCACGCCCGAGAACGCCGGUCCACUCGUCCUGCUCGUCGUCCUCCCCCUCGCCGCCACACUCACCGCCUUCUACGUUUGGACCCUCAACUCCCUCAACCUCACGACCAAGGAUCUCAAAGAGCGCAAACAGACGAUCAAGGCCAGCAUGUACCUGAAACUGUGGUACUGCAUCCUGACCAGCAUCGUCGUCAUCUUCGUCUUCUUCUUCGUCAACAGCUGGAUCUUCGCUGGUCAGAGCGAUGAGGAUUUCGUGCCGAACCACUGGAAGAGCAGAUGGUUCAUUCUUGAUGGGUGGUUGAAUCUAAUCUACUUCUUCGAUGUCGCAUUUGUGGCGUAUGUCUGGCGACCGACGGCGAAUAAUCGGCGGUUCGCUAUGUCUGAUGAGAUCGCCCAAGACGACGACGGCUUCGAAAUCGCCUCCAUCCGCUCCUCCAUGGACCUCGGCUCCGACCUCGAAGCAGCCUCCACCAUGAAACAGCAACAAACCGACGGCGCACCGCCCGCCUACGACCCUCCCGCGCGUGGAGGAGCUAACCGCGACGCUUCACCUUUACCCGCUCCCGUGCCGCAGAAGCCUAUGGCGAUGCCGAGGGAGAGUUUGGAUGGGGAGACGAUCUUCGCGCUGGGUGACGAGGGUGGGGAUAGUGAUGAUGGGAGCGACAGCGAGAGUGAGCGGAGGGGGAUGAUGGGGGAGAGAAAGAGGGAUUGA
Molecule: messenger RNA, 1464 nt
Organism: Saxophila tyrrhenica
Lineage: Eukaryota; Fungi; Ascomycota; Dothideomycetes; Mycosphaerellales; Extremaceae
Gene: PTM1
Product: Membrane protein ptm1
Exons: 3
Coding region: 1-1464 (487 amino acids)
Biological process (GO): retrograde transport, endosome to Golgi
Cellular component (GO): membrane; Golgi apparatus
Source: RefSeq, a predicted model, not a curated record